Molecule: messenger RNA, 5375 nt
Organism: Gadus morhua (Atlantic cod)
Lineage: Eukaryota; Metazoa; Chordata; Actinopteri; Gadiformes; Gadidae
Gene: stat5a
Product: signal transducer and activator of transcription 5a
Exons: 21
Coding region: 290-2644 (784 amino acids)
Biological process (GO): regulation of DNA-templated transcription; signal transduction
Molecular function (GO): DNA-binding transcription factor activity; DNA binding
Source: RefSeq, a predicted model, not a curated record
AGUGACAGCCAGAGAGAGAGAGAGAGAGAGAGAGAGAGAGCGCGAGAGAGCUAGUUGAGAAGAACUGCGUAGCAAACUGUUGGAAACUAGCGCCUGACAGAGUCCCUCUUGCACUCAACUUUAGGAUAAAGGACAACGCGUUACAACGUCCAUAGAGGGUUGACUGACUGGCUGCCCGGAGGCUGUCUUUGUGGUCUCCCCUCCACUGGCUUCCACCAUAGGUGAGCAUCAAGUUUGUGGAGCUCCUGUUUAGAGUAACACAGAGCUGAAGACCGCAGGGUGUGGAAGCAUGGCGGUGUGGAUCCAGGCCCAGCAGCUGCAGGGGGACGCGCUGCACCAGAUGCAGUCCCUCUACGGGCAGCACUUCCCCAUCGAGGUGCGACACUACCUGUCCCAGUGGAUCGAGGGCCAGCUCUGGGAUGCCAUCGACCUGGAGAACCCCCAGGAGGAGUUCAAAGCCAAACGCAUGCUGGAGGGUCUGAUCCAGGAGCUGCAGAACAAGGCGGAGCACCAGGUGGGGGAGGACGGCUUCCUGCUGAAAAUCAAGCUGGGCCACUACGCCAGCCAGCUCAAGAGCACGUAUGACCGCUGCCCGCUGGAGCUGGUGCGCUGCAUCAAACACAUCCUCUACACGGAGCAGCGGCUCGUCAGGGAGGCCACCAACUCCAGCUCUCCGGUGGGCAGCAUGAUGGACAGCAUGUCCCACAAGUACCAGCAGAUCAACCAGGCGUUCGAGGAGCUGCGCCUGCUCACGCAGGACACAGAGAACGACCUGCGCAAGCUCCAGCACAACCAGGAGUACUUCAUCAUCCAGUACCAGGAGAGCCUCCGCAUCCAGGCCCAGCUGAGCAGCCUGGCCUCGCUGCCCCCUGCGGACAGACAGCUGCGGGAGCCGGCAUUGCUCAGCAAGAGGGCGACCGUGGAGGCGUGGCUGACGAGGGAGGCCAACACACUACAGAAAUACAGACUGGACCUGGCGGAGAAGCACCAGAAGACCCUGCAGCUGCUGAGGAAGCAGCAGACGGUCAUCCUGGAAGACGAGCUCCUCCAGUGGAAGAGACGCCAGCAGCUGGCCGGGAACGGGGCCCCCCCAGAGGGAGGCCUGGACAUCCUGCAGUCCUGGUGUGAGAAGCUGGCGGAGACCACCUGGUUGAACCGGCAGCAGAUCCGCAGGGCGGAGCACCUCAGGCAGCAGCUGCCCAUCCCCGGGCCCAUCGAGGAGCUGCUCAACGACCUCAACAGCACCGUCACCGACAUCAUCUCAGCACUGGUUACCAGUACAUUCAUCAUUGAGAAGCAGCCUCCACAGGUGCUGAAGACUCAGACCAAAUUUGUGGCCACCGUGCGUCUCCUGGUGGGAGGCAAGUUGAACGUGCACAUGAACCCCCCACAGGUCAAGGCAACCAUCAUCAGUGAACAGCAAGCCAAGGCCCUGCUGAAGAAUGAAAGCACAAGGAACGACAGCAGCGGGGAGAUCCUCAACAACAACUGUGUGAUGGAGUACCACCAGACCACAGGAACACUCAGUGCCCACUUCAGAAAUAUGUCUUUAAAGAGGAUCAAGCGGUCGGACCGGCGAGGGGCCGAGUCCGUCACAGAGGAGAAGUUCACCAUCCUGUUUGAGUCCCAGUUCAGCGUGGCGGGGAACGAGCUUGUGUUUCAAGUCAAGACAUUAUCUCUUCCAGUAGUGGUGAUCGUACACGGCAGCCAGGACAACAACGCCACAGCAACAGUGCUGUGGGAUAAUGCUUUUGCCGAACCGGGCCGGGUCCCCUUCCUGGUGCCAGACAAGGUGCUGUGGCCCCAGCUCUGCGAGGCCCUUAAUAUGAAGUACAAGGCGGAGGUGCAGAGCAAGCGCGGCCUGUCUGAUGAGAACCUGAUGUUCCUGGCCACCAAGGCCUUCUCCAGCAACCCGGAGUCUGACUGCCGGAACAUGACCAUGACCUGGUCGCAAUUCAACAGGGAGAGCCUGCCUAACAGGAACUUUACGUUCUGGCAGUGGUUUGACGGAGUCAUGGAGCUCACGAAAAAACACCUCAAACCACACUGGAAUGAUGGAGCCAUCCUAGGCUUUGUGAACAAGCAGCAGGCUCAGGACAUGCUGCUCUCCAAGCCCAACGGUACCUUCCUGCUGCGCUUCAGUGACUCGGAGAUAGGCGGCAUCACCAUCGCCUGGGUGGCAGAGAACCCCAACAAAGCAGGUGAGAGGUUGGUGUGGAACCUCAUGCCCUACACAACCAAAGACUUCUCCAUCCGCUCCCUGGCCGAUCGCAUCAGCGACCUCAACCACCUGCUGUUCCUUUACCCCGACCGGCCCAAGGAUGACGUCUUCGCCAAGUACUACACCCCACCCCUCUCCAAAGCAGUAGACGGCUACGUCAAGCCACAGAUCAAACAAGUGGUGCCUGAGUUUGCCACAGCCAAUCACGACCCGGCGAGCGGCAAUCCCACCUACAUGGACCACGGUGCCUCCCCUGCCCCUCUCAGUCACCCACAUAGCUACGCCAUAUACCCACCCAUGAGUGACUCCAUGCUGGACGGCGAGGGAGAGUUCGACCUGGACGACACCAUGGACGUGGCGAGGCACGUGGAGGAGCUUCUGCGGCGGCCCAUGGACAGCCAAUGGAGCGGCCCGCAAUCCUGACCUUUGACCCUGAAACCCCGCCCCCUCGACCCCCCCGUCCUGUCCUGUCCUGCUCCUAACAAUACAGAAAUGAAUCCUGCCUCUCCGUGCACCGAACCUCUUGACAUUUCUCAUGGUUGAAUUCCAUUUGUUUCUCAUUUGUGGUUGUAUGUCCUCUUCAUUUUGUUUCGUUAUUUUUUAUUUUAUUUUUUUGGUUUUUGUUAGUUCGGGAUGUCUACAAUGUGAAAUGUUCCUAAUGGUUGUGAGCGUUAUUCUUUCCAGCAUGAAAAACAUGCAUGUCAGUGACCUAUCUUUAGAUGUCUUCUCGGCAUAUCUGUAAAACUGACUCGUAAAUAAAAGAAAAAGGAAAAAAAUAUGUUACAGAAUUCUGAUGAAGAAAAACAGAACAAAACUAUUAAAAAGCAUUGCGCAUGCUCUUCGGUUGUUUUUCCAACAGAAAGAUAUUUUAUUUUUAUUAUAUUUUUUAAUGCUACUGUAUCAAGUCCCGUCGACGGCUGUCAUGUUUUUAUGUUUCAUUUCCUCCGGUGUAAAUUGAUAUUUACAUUGAAGCUGCCGUUUGCGCAACAACCAUCUUUAGAAAUCUGUGCUUAUCUGUUUUGUCCACCUGACCGGAGAUGAUGCAACAGAGGUGGCUCAUCUCUUAAGGUCCACAUACACUAAUACAAAUGCAACGCUUGCUACUGGCUGACUCCACCUCCUCUCUCUCUCUAUUUCAUGCUCCAAUACAUCUAUCAAAUGCAUGUGGGCGAGUAUAUGAUUGUUUGUUCUUUAAGGGCACCAGGGGGAAGGGUGAGUGAUCACUCUCUCAUUCUCUCUUCCUCUUUUUUGCUCUAUCCCUCCAUAUGACAGGGCUAUUCAUCCUCUAUUUGUCAUCGAAAAAUGCAAAUCUGACCACUUCACCAAACUUAAUUUCCCCUCUGCUCUGUGACCUGCUCUAUUCGAUCAUCAUCGUUGACUUAACGAUGAUGGGCUCCCAGCAUGACGUAGGGCUCACGCUUAGCCUCCGCUCGUUCCUCUGUGCUUGAUGUACAGCAGGAUCUAGAAGUAAUGGCAUGGGGACGAGAGGUUGAUGUUGUGUUUUUGAAUUGUUUCAGACUUGAAAACCACUUUGCUGUUUUUGUUUUGCCACAUCCGUUGUCGGCUCCUGUCUCUGUGUGGGGAUACUAUACUGCCAUGUGCACACGUGUGACGUCACAACAACAUGGAGGAGGGGAGGGGGGGGUGGGCGGAUGCAUGUCGACAUCUAAACAUAUGCAUCCAAGGGGCUGGCAGUUUGAUGCCUCGGCUUCAUCUAGUGGUCUGGGUAAUGUGGUUUCUCUCUCUCUCCCUCUCACUCUCUCGACCCCCCUCUCUCUCUCUCUCUCUCUCUCUCUUACCCGCCCUCUAUCUCUCUUUCUCUCUCUCUCUCUCUCUCUCUCUCUCUCUCUCUCUCUCUCUCUCUCUCUCUCUCUCUCUCUCUCUCUCUCUCUCUCUCUCUCUCUCACCCGCCCUCUUUCUUUCUCUCUCUCUCCCCCUCUCUCUCGCCAUGUUGUGUGCCUCAAUUGUUUUGUCUCUCUGUCCGAUGCCCACUGAAGGUGUUCCCUCUGCUCCGCCCUGUGUAAGCCUUCAUGGCCUUGCAGCGCCGCUGUCAUCACAAGUACAAAAUAACAAACUUGCAGACCACUUUCAGUGCGAUUACAAACGCACAAGCAACAAACAAAUCAUGUUCCUCUGUUGAUGUUUGAUAGUAUCAUUACAUUACAUUGAUAUCAGCUGACGCUUUUACCCAAAGCAACCUUCAGUAAGUGCAUUCAACCAUGCCGAUGCAACUCAGAAAUUGCACGAAUCACGCAAUCACAUACAAUCAUGAUAUAAGCAACCUGCUUCAAGUGCUAACAUUUUAGAAAGAUAAACAUGUUUUUUUUACAUUGUUUUUUCUGCUACUCUCACUCACCACCUCAGGUAAAACAGCCUCUGCUUUGUCUAAUGGAUCAUAACAAAUACAAGUAUGUGUGUGUAUAUAUAUAUAUAUAUAUAUAUAUAUAUAUAUAUAUAUAUAUAUAUAUAUAUAUAUAUAUAUAUAUAUAUAUAUAUAUAUAUAUGUAUGAGUAUGAAGACAAUUGGAAGACGAUCUCUCAUUCUAAAAGGCGUUUAUUUUCUCUUCCACAAUGCUGUUUAAUGACUUAUGUGUGUCUGUGGAAAUUUCCUGUUGAUUGUUAAACACCAAUCCCCUUUUCAUAUGACUGUUGAUACACAAACAGUUGAACAUCUCAAUACAGACUGGUAUUUUAUUUGUCAAUUUUACACUUAUUUGUCACAUUUAAUUUUGCUCCAGAAUCGACAGCAAGUAAAAAAGCCUUACAAUGGAUAAUACAAAUAAAAUGUACUUGACUUCACACGGAUAUGCAUUUCUAUAUGUUUGUCUCGAUUGAAGAUUACCGUAUGGACAAAAAUGUGUUAUUUCCAUUUUUUUUUUUCUGAUCCUCCACCUGCAGUGGGAGUCAUGUGAUAUAUAUUUUUAUUAACAUUGUUCUCCGACUUUGGUUCUCCGUGGACUGUGUUAUCUGUGUGAUAGACCAGUACUGUAUGCUUUUCGAUGUUCCUCGUUCGUGGUUUGGCUUUUAGGCGAGGUUUCCCAAGUGGAAAAAAAAAAAACACAGCUGUUGCGGUACAAAUAAAAUAAAAUGAAGAAAGUUUUUUAAAUAAUUCUAAAUCCAUUUUGUUUAAAGGAUAAAUAAAUCCAUUUUUCGGA